AUGGAAAACUUCUCCCUCCUCAGCAUUUCUGGACCUCGCAUCUCUUCCUCAGCUAUGAGCACCUUUCCCGACAUCCUCUCCUCCCGUGCCAUGAGUUUACCAGACAUUGCCAAGACGGUGACACCUGCUGAGGCAUCCAGCUCUGUCCAGGCCCUGCCGCCCCAGCGCCAGAGCAGCAUUCUCCGGCAUGGGCUGCCGAGCACAGUGCUUUCGCCAGACUGCACAGUGGGGGACUCCCAGAAUGGAGAACAGCUGAGACGGAGCUGCACCAUCUACCGGCCCUGGUUCUCCCCUUACAGCUACUUCGUCUGCACGGACAAGGAGAGCCAUCUGGAGGCUUACAGCUUCCCAGAGGUGCAGCGGGACGAGGGCAGGGGGGACAGUUGCCUUCCGGAGGACAUAGCGGAGAGUGUUUGCUCGUCUUCCUCCUCCCCCGAGAACACCUGCUCCCGAGAGGCCACCAGGAAAUCCAGGCACAGCCUGGACUCCAUAGACUAUAUCACAUCCCAGGACAUCCUCAUGGCUUCCAAGUGGCACCCGGCCCAGCAGCACGGCUACAAGUGUGCGGCCUGCUGCCGCAUGUACCCCACCCUGCACUCACUCAAGAGCCACAUCAAAAGGGGCUUCAAGGAAGGCUUCAGCUGCAAGGUGUACUACAGAAAGCUCAAAACCCUCUGGGGCAAGGAGCAAAAGGCCCGGCCAGGGGACAGGCUCUCCUCGGGCAGCUGCCAAGCCUUCAAGUAGUCUUUCUGGGUGGUGGCAGCCAUUUUGUUAGUGGACAC
This is a messenger RNA of Echinops telfairi (small Madagascar hedgehog), 782 nucleotides long. It is a transcript of the gene SPATA46, whose product is annotated as spermatogenesis associated 46. The record is from RefSeq and is a predicted model, not a curated record. Gene Ontology annotation, cellular component: nuclear membrane. NCBI's taxonomy places the organism in Eukaryota, Metazoa, Chordata, Mammalia, Afrosoricida, Tenrecidae. Gene Ontology annotation, biological process: fertilization. The transcript has 3 exons. The coding region runs from base 1 to 744 and encodes 247 amino acids.